AUGAACGACCUAUCCAUCUACCGCUCAUCCAACCUACUCUACAAUCAGGAGAAGAUGUCGCGAUACGGGCCCGGCGGAUUCCAUCCUGUACGCCUUGGUGACACCUUCAAGGAGAAUCGCUACAAAGUAUGUCACAAACUCGGUUGGGGAGGAUUCUCAACCGUCUGGCUUGCGUGGGAUGGAAUGAGACCCAGAUUAGAGAUGUGGGUGUCAAUUAAAGUCAAGAGUGCCGAUAGCACUGAGAAUGAUCGUGAGCUCGGGGUCUUACGGGCAUUGCAAGAGAAGAUGGCAAUACAUCAUAUCAUCAGACAACUCGAUGACUUCGUGCAUUAUGGCCUCAACGGAUGCCACCAAUGUCUUGUUUUCGAAUUGCUUGGUCCGUCUGUUGACACUAUCACCAAUGACUAUCACGAGGGCGGGGACCAACUUGAUCCGGAAACUAUCCUCAAAAUUACCACCCAGAUGCUGGAAGUCAUUUCGUUCAUGCACAAGGCCGCAUAUGCACAUGGAGGCUUGGCAAACUAUCCUGCUUGCAAUAACUGA
This is a messenger RNA of Hyaloscypha bicolor E, 543 nucleotides long. Its product is annotated as putative srpk. Gene Ontology annotation, biological process: spliceosomal complex assembly; protein phosphorylation; regulation of mRNA processing. The transcript is spliced from 2 exons. NCBI's taxonomy places the organism in Eukaryota, Fungi, Ascomycota, Leotiomycetes, Helotiales, Hyaloscyphaceae. The record is from RefSeq and is a predicted model, not a curated record. Bases 1 to 543 code for a protein of 180 amino acids. Gene Ontology annotation, molecular function: protein kinase activity; ATP binding.